AUGAGCUCGCAGAGUGUGUUCAAGUCGACCUGGAACAGCCUUUCAGCUUUUAGGCCGAGAUACAGACCUGUUUCGAAUGCCAAUUUCUCAGUCACUGGCAUGACAAUGUUCGAAAAGCUUCAAAAAUUAGGAGAGGGCACAUACGGAAUUGUAUAUAAGGCGCGCCAUCGACAAACAAAUAGGAUAUUUGCUGUGAAGAAAAUACGCACUGAAGAAGAUCCUGAUGGAAUUUCGGCUACAGCUCUUCGUGAGCUUGUUUUUCUGAGAGAACUUGAACAUCCCAAUAUAUUAAAGAUGUUUGAUAUCGUUUACCAGUCUCAGAAACUGUAUUUGAUUUUUGAGUAUUGCUCAAUGGAUGCGAAAGUAUUUUUGGACAGGCUACCAAAAAAUAAGCUGUUGCCACAAGUAUUGGUUAAAUCCUUUAUGUAUCAGUUGUGUCAAGCUAUGUGUUUUUGCCAUCAGCGACGGAUUUUGCAUCGUGACUUAAAGCCUCAAAAUAUGCUAGUCACGAAGAAUGGUACUAUUAAAGUGUGUGACUUUGGUUUGGCACGUGCUGUCCUUAUACCAGCAAGAGCAUACACUCAUGAGAUUGUUACACUUUGGUAUCGUCCACCAGAAGUUAUUAUAGCUGAAUCGCCUUAUACAUGCAGUGUGGAUGUAUGGAGCAUUGGUUGUAUAUUUUUUGAAUUGGCAUCAAAACAAGCUCUUUUCAGCGGAGAUUGUGAGAUCGAUCAGCUUUUUCGCAUAUUCAAAAUGCUUCGCACGCCGACAGAUACUGAAUUUGCCUCUUUAACCAAAAAAACGGACUUUAUGCAUGCAUUUCCAAAAUUUACGGAUUAUGCUCUACCAUCGAAAGCUCUUGUCUUCUUGGAUCAUGAAGGCUUUGAUCUCCUAGAGAAAUUCCUUCUCUACAAUCCAGGGAAUCGAAUUACUUGCAAGGCUGCGCUGCAACAUUCUUAUUUCAAUGAUCUUGAUAAAACGGACUUGCCAGCUGGUAGUUGGGAUGGGUCAACGUUGAUGUUACCUCCAAAGUCAUUUCUAGCUGAAGCUGAGCAGACGAUAUAA
Messenger RNA from Dracunculus medinensis (Guinea worm), 1065 nucleotides. The record is from the annotation of a GenBank genome assembly. Lineage: Eukaryota; Metazoa; Nematoda; Chromadorea; Rhabditida; Dracunculidae.